This is a messenger RNA of Molossus molossus (Pallas's mastiff bat), 963 nucleotides long. RefSeq names its product CD300e molecule (gene CD300E). Lineage: Eukaryota; Metazoa; Chordata; Mammalia; Chiroptera; Molossidae. Gene Ontology annotation, cellular component: plasma membrane. Gene Ontology annotation, molecular function: transmembrane signaling receptor activity. The transcript is spliced from 5 exons. The record is from RefSeq and is a predicted model, not a curated record.
AUGGUGCCCAGGAAGGGCAUUAGGUUUGAUGAAGAGAUUGUGUUGCAAACAUCUGGAUUCCAGCCAGGACUUGGAUUUGCUGGGGACAGCAGCCAGGGAUAGAGGACCAUGUGGCUGUCUCCAGCUCUGCUCCUCCUCUGCCUCCCAGGCUGUUUGUCCCUGACGGGCCCCCGCUUUGUGACGGGCACCGCAGGGGACUCCCUGACCAUACGCUGUUGGUACGAGAAUUAUUAUAAGGGGUAUAAUAAAUACUGGUGCCAAGGACAGUACGACACAGACUGUGACAAGAUUGUGGAGACCAAGGGAAAAGAACAAGAAGAGAGAAAUGGCCGUGUGUCCAUCAGAGACAACGCUGAUGACCUCACUGUCACAGUGACCAUGAGCAACCUCAGUGCAGCUGAUGCUGGAUCCUACUGGUGUAAAAUUCAGAAAGUGUGGAUCCUGGAUGCCUGGUCCCGUGACCCCUCGUUCCAGGUUCAGGUGUCUGUUUCCCCAGCACCUCGCACUACCACAGUACAGACCACGUGUCCAAGCACACCUCCCACGUCCCCGGCGGUGAUCGCUGAGCAGAACUGCAGCACCAGCCAAGCGUGUACCCACUGUCCAGGGGUUCUGCUCUGCACUGUCUACUUCCUGUUCCCGAUCGGCCUGAAGCUACCCCUGCUCCUGAGCAUGCUCGGAGCUGUCCUCUGGGUGAGCAGGUGUCAGAGGGGCUCCGGAGAGACGGAGUCAGCCUGACCAGGGGACUCCUCCACGCUGUGCCCCAGCUCCAGGAAGCCCUGUCCGGGAACUCAGCCCUGCAGACGGGACAAGAGAGACCUGCGGACUGCACUCCGGGGCAGGGAGGGGGGGCCGUGCCUGGAAGCUGGGGGACUCCAGCCUCCUGGGGGAAUUGUUCCUGUGCCUCGGGGAGGUCUGGACCUCAGAGAACACUCACUCUGGUCCCCAAGUGGGGAAAAAUGA